AUGAAGAUUUUCGUGAAGACUCUAAAAGGCACCCACUUCGAAAUUGAAGUGAAGCCUGAAGACACGCUUACUGAAGUGAAGAAAAAUAUAGAAACUGUUCAAGGUGCGGAUGUCUAUCCGGCUGCACAACAGAUGCUUAUCUAUCAAGGGAAGGUUCUCAAAGAUGGCACCACCUUGGAGGAAAAUAAAGUAGUUGAAAAUAGUUUUAUUGUAGUUAUGCUUUCUAAGAGCAAAAGUUCACCUGGUGAGGGUUCUACUACUUCAGCUGCACCUUCAACCAAGACCCCAGCAACAAGUGCUGCUCCCACCUCCACUUCUGUUUCAAGUUCAGCCACACCUCAAACUCCUGCUGCAGCGCCUGCUCCUUCUCCUUCUCCGGCACCUGCUCCUGCCCCUGCCCCUGCCCCUGCCCCUGCCCCUUCAGGCACUGCUGGGUCAGAGUCUGAUAUCUAUGGACAGGCAGCAUCUAACCUUGUAGCUGGAAGCAACUUGGAGGAAAUGAUUCAACAAAUUCUUGAUAUGGGUGGGGGGAGCUGGGAUAGGGAUACCGUAGUCCGUGCUCUACGUGCUGCUUACAAUAAUCCUGAGAGAGCCGUUGAGUAUUUGUACACAGGUAUCCCAGAGCAAGCUGAAGCCCCUCCUGCAGCUCGAGUGCCUGCAAGUCCACAAGCUGCAGAUCCCCCAGCACCAGCUUCACAAGCUGCACAGCCAGCACCUGCUGCUCCUCCUCCUACAAGUGGACCAAAUGCUAAUCCUCUAGACCUUUUUCCCCAGGGCCUCCCCAAUGUUGGUUCUGGUGCUGCUGGUGCUGGCACACUAGAUUUUCUGCGCAAUAGUCAGCAGUUCCAAGCCUUGCGAGCUAUGGUGCAGGCAAAUCCACAAAUACUCCAGCCCAUGCUUCAAGAACUUGGGAAGCAAAAUCCUCAUCUUAUGAGAUUGAUUCAAGAGCACCAGACUGACUUCCUUCGCCUGAUAAAUGAACCAGUGGAAGGUGGUGAGGGGAACAUAUUAGGGCAGCUGGCUGCUGCCAUGCCACAACAAAUAGCCGUCACCCCUGAGGAGCGACAAGCAAUUGAACGACUUGAAGCAAUGGGUUUUGAUCGUGCACUCGUGUUGGAGGUAUAUUUUGCCUGCAACAAAAAUGAGGAGCUGGCUGCCAACUACCUUUUAGAUCACAUGCAUGAGUUUGAGGAGUGAUCGGUUCUUGGCAGUUGCCCAUCAUUUCUUUUUAUUUUUUAUUUUCUUCAUGCGCUUAUAAUGUUUAAUGAGGUCGCCGUUGAUAAAUAUUGCAUGUCUGGAGUGGACGAGGGAUUUUUUUUUGGGUUUAAAUUUAAAUUUCCUUAGCAUUAUAGCACUUGUAUUCCCCAUUUCCUCCCAUUCUAGUAUUCUUCACGACAUUAAUUUAAAUGGAUAUUUGUCCUGUAAGUUGUUUUAUUUUGCAUCAAUAUUCCCAUAUAUGCUGCUUGUGCUUAA
Molecule: messenger RNA, 1473 nt
Organism: Neltuma alba
Lineage: Eukaryota; Viridiplantae; Streptophyta; Magnoliopsida; Fabales; Fabaceae
Product: ubiquitin receptor RAD23c
Exons: 12
Coding region: 1-1197 (398 amino acids)
Biological process (GO): proteasome-mediated ubiquitin-dependent protein catabolic process; nucleotide-excision repair
Cellular component (GO): cytosol; nucleoplasm
Molecular function (GO): ubiquitin binding; polyubiquitin modification-dependent protein binding; proteasome binding
Source: RefSeq, a predicted model, not a curated record